GGCGCCUCAGUCUGGAAGCGACGGCGGGGUAGCUGGCUGCUGCUAGCCGAGCUCCCCAGGAGACCAGGGCGGCCCAGGCGAGAGGACGACAGGAGGGCCAUCCGCCCGCCCGCGCGCAGCCGGCCGCCAUGAAGCCCCCCGCAGCCUCUGCUGGGGACCCUGUGGCUGCAGCAUCCCCUUGCUCCACGGUGAAUCACCUACGCUGGGACCUGAGUGCGCAGCAGAUCGAGGCCUUGAGCAAGGAGCUCAUUGAGCAAACCAAGCGCGUGUAUGACCGCGUGGGCGCCCAGGACUUCGAGGAUGUGUCCUACGAGAGCACCCUGAAGGCACUGGCCGAUGUGGAGGUGACCUACACAGUGCAGAGGAACAUCCUCGACUUCCCCCAGCACGUGUCCCCAAGCAAGGACAUCCGAGCAGCCAGCACAGAGGCUGACAAGAAGCUCUCAGAGUUCGACGUGGAGAUGAGCAUGAGGCGGGACGUGUACCAGAGGGUCGUGUGGCUGCAGGAGAAACUCCCCAAAGACUCCCUGCGGCCUGAGGCAGCGCGCUAUCUGGAGCGGCUGGUCAAGCUGGGCCGGAGGAAUGGGCUGCACCUCCCUCAGGACACACAAGAGAAGAUCAAGAGCAUCAAGAAGAGGCUGAGCCUGCUGUGCAUCGACUUCAACAAGAACCUGAACGAGGACACCACCUUCCUGCCCUUCACGCGCGAGGAGCUGGGCGGGCUCCCGGAGGACUUCCUGAACUCGCUGGAGAAGGCAGAGGACGGCAAGCUGAAGGUCACCCUCAAGUACCCGCACUACUUCCCGCUGCUGAAGAAGUGCCACGUGCCGGAGACACGGCGCCUGGUGGAGGAGGCCUUCAACUCCCGCUGCAAGGAGGAGAACUGUGCCAUCCUGAAGGAGCUGGUGUCACUGCGGGCACAGAAGGCCAGCCUGCUGGGCUUCCAAACACACGCUGACUACGUCCUGGAGAUGAACAUGGCCAAGACCAGCCAGACAGUGGCCACCUUCCUAGAUGAGCUGGCGCAGAAGCUGAAGCCGCUGGGGGAGCAGGAGCGUGCGGUGAUCCUGGAGCUGAAGGAGGCAGAGUGUGCCAGGCGGGGGCUGCCGUUCAAUGGGCGGAUCCACGCGAGCGACAUGCGCUACUACAUGAACCAGGUGGAGGAGACACGCUACCGCGUGGACCAGAACCUGCUGAAGGAGUACUUCCCCAUGCAGGUGGUCACACGUGGGCUGCUGGCCAUUUACCAAGAGCUGCUGGGGCUGACCUUCACGCUGGAGGAAGGCGCCGCCGCCUGGCAUGAGGACGUGCGGCUGUACUCGGUGCGCGAUGCCACCUCUGGAGAGGAGAUUGGCAAGUUCUACCUCGACCUGUACCCCAGGGAAGGGAAGUAUGGCCAUGCGGCCUGCUUCGGCCUGCAGCCCGGCUGCCUACGGGAGGAUGGCAGCCGACAGCUGGCCGUUGCGGCCAUGGUGGCCAACUUCACCAAGCCCACGCCCGACACGCCCUCCCUGCUGCAGCACGAUGAGGUGGAGACCUACUUCCACGAGUUUGGGCACGUGAUGCACCAGCUCUGCUCACAGGCGGAGUUUGCUAUGUUUAGUGGGACGCACGUGGAGCGGGACUUUGUGGAGGCGCCCUCCCAGAUGCUGGAGAACUGGGUGUGGGAGAAGGAGCCGUUGAUGCGCAUGUCCCAACACUACCGCACGGGCAGUGAGGCCCCGCAGGACCUGCUGGAGAAGCUCAUCAAAUCACGCCAGGCCAAUGCAGGCCUCUUCAACCUUCGGCAGAUUGUCCUUGCCAAGGUGGACCAGGCCCUGCACACACAGACUGACGCAGACCCGGCUGAGGAGUAUUCCCGGCUCUGCCAAGAGAUCCUCGGGGUCCCUGCCACACCAGGGACCAACAUGCCAGCCACUUUCGGCCACCUGGCUGGCGGCUACGACGCCCAGUACUAUGGCUACCUGUGGAGCGAGGUGUACUCCAUGGACAUGUUCCAUACGCGCUUCAAGCAGGAGGGGGUGCUGAGCCCCAAGGUUGGCAUGGAUUACCGGACCAAGAUCCUGAGGCCGGGGGGCUCUGAGGAUGCCUGCACCAUGCUGAAGCAGUUUCUGGGCCGUGACCCCAAGCAGGACGCCUUCCUCCUGAGCAAGGGUCUGCAGGUGGAGGGCAGCGAGCCACCUGCCUGCUGACCGCCCCCCAGCUCGCCGCCCUGUGCCUUAGCCCAGCCAGCCUGGGCGGCCUCAGUUGCCCUGGGGCCUAUGGAUGAGCUUGGGCCAAUUUUCCAUCGUUGUCACACCCCAGCUCAAGGUCCCCUGGCAUCAGGCUGCCCCAGUGGCCGCCAGCUUGCACUAGCCCCUCCCAGCACCUGACGGUGGACGUGGUUAAAUUUCACACAGGGGCACCUGCCUGCUCCUCCCUGUACUGCUGUGCCCCACAGGCGUGGCCUGCCACUGCUCUACUACUCUGGGCUGUGACAUUCUUGGGUCACAUGACAGUCCAGCUAUUGGAGGGUGCUAAGGAAUGGAGCCAGGGUCACCUGUCCAGUGUGUCACUCAGGGUCAUUUGUCUGUUCUCAACAACCAGUUUCUUUCUGGACCUUUCUAAGGGAAGAUUGGGAGCAAGACUUGGUGAGGGUCUGCCACCUGCUGGCUGUGUACAGUAUUGUAACCUCUAGCUGCCAUUAAAUCUGCAUUUAAAAAAGAAAAA
This is a messenger RNA of Acomys russatus (golden spiny mouse), 2709 nucleotides long. RefSeq names its product thimet oligopeptidase 1 (gene Thop1). The transcript is spliced from 13 exons. NCBI's taxonomy places the organism in Eukaryota, Metazoa, Chordata, Mammalia, Rodentia, Muridae. Gene Ontology annotation, cellular component: mitochondrial intermembrane space. Gene Ontology annotation, biological process: proteolysis; peptide metabolic process. Gene Ontology annotation, molecular function: metalloendopeptidase activity. The record is from RefSeq and is a predicted model, not a curated record. The coding region runs from base 129 to 2192 and encodes 687 amino acids.